This is a messenger RNA of Penicillium samsonianum, 2580 nucleotides long. RefSeq lists its product as uncharacterized. Gene Ontology annotation, biological process: glucan catabolic process. Lineage: Eukaryota; Fungi; Ascomycota; Eurotiomycetes; Eurotiales; Aspergillaceae. Gene Ontology annotation, molecular function: beta-glucosidase activity. The transcript has 3 exons. The record is from RefSeq and is a predicted model, not a curated record. Bases 1 to 2580 code for a protein of 859 amino acids.
AUGACAGCCCACGAUAUCAAUUUUUUGCUAUCACAGCUUUCGCCAGAGGAGAAGGUGAGCCUACUAGCAGGUGUUGAUGGGUGGCAGACCCAAGAAGUGGCAAGACUAGGGAUAGGAUCACUCAAGAUGACAGAUGGCCCUUCCGGGGCAAGGGGCAAGUCUACUGUCGAUGGUCCAACAUCGGCCUUUCUUCCAGCCCCUGUUGCUCAAGCCGCAACAUGGUCUACCAAUGCUGUGAGGGCAAUUGGCAGAUUGCUAUGCGAAGAGGCAAAGACAAAAGCUGCCCAAGUGCUGCUAGCGCCUACGAUUUGCUGCGCUCGCAACCCACUGGGUGGAAGAAACUUUGAAUCAUUCAGUGAAGAUCCUUUGCUCAGUGGUAAGCUGGCAAUCGAAUAUAUUCGCGGCGUUCAGGAAUCGGGAGAAGUUGGCGCAACUGUGAAGCAUUUUGUGGCCAACGAACAAGAAGACGAACGGUUCAAUGUCAAUGCAAAUGUCACAGAGCGAGCCUUGAGAGAGAUAUAUCUGCGUCCAUUUGAAAUGACGGUCAAGUCGUCAAGUCCACCGACCUGCGUCAUGACCGCUUAUAAUUGCGUGAAUGGUCUUCACAUGGACAUGAAUAGAAAACUUCUCACAGAAACACUUCGAAACGAUUGGGGUUUCGAUGGUGUAAUCAUGAGUGAUUGGGGAGGAACAAAUUCCCUAGCAGAGAGUCUACUGGCUGGACUUGACCUGGAAAUGCCAGGGCCUGCUGCCCAUCGGGGAGCUGGUCUUCUUGCACUGCUACAGAGAGCACCAAGCGAAGAGAUAUUAAAGGCAAUUGAUGCCUCCUGCUCUCGGGUGCUGCAACUGUUAGCGGGAAAGAAUUUACUAGGCUUGUCUGCAAAUGAAGCCAUGGAAUCACGCAAAAGAACAGAGACAUCUUCAUACACCGACCUCGAUCGACAGCUACUGCGAUCAGUAGCCGCCGAGGGCAUAGUUCUCUUGAAGAAUUCGAAGAACAUUUUGCCACUCUCUCCUGAUAAAAUCCGUGGAAAGAGAGUUGCAUUUAUCGGACCCAACUCUCUUCAUGGGGCACCAGGUGGCGGUGGCUCGUCGAGUCUGAAUCCGCACUAUCAGACGCAUCCUAUGGAGGCAUUCAGCGCUGUCACAGCCAGCUUAGGUAUCAAGGUUGAUGUACAGCAUACCCCCGGUGCCUUUAGCUAUCGGUAUCUCCCUUUAGCGGCUACUGAGAAAUCGUACUCAGGGCACUGUGAGCACACAAUGCAACAAAAGGGCAUGCUCCGCCUCGACUUUUUUGCAUCAACAGACUUUUCUGGGCCAAUUUUAGAAACUCAAUACCGCAACUCUUCCAACAUUGAUCUUUCUGACACCGCACCCGCUGUGGUGUACGAGAAAGGAGAUCCAUAUUCCUUUCGUCUUUCAACCACCAUCACACCAAAGACUACUGGAAUGCACACUUUUGGCAUAGCAAAUGUUGGAAAUGCCCGACUCUAUGUGAACAACCACCUCCUCAUCGAUAAUCAUGACUGGUCCGGUCCUGCGGAAACAUUCUAUUCUUUUGGUAGCACUGAGAAGCAAGGGAAGCUUCAUAUGACUGCUGGACGUGCAUACGAAGUGUGCAUCGAGUCGUCUUCUAAGAUCUCCACAGAAUCAGAUCCCAAAAAACCCGAGGCAAUGCAUGUCUAUGGCAUUCAACCUAGCGUACGAUUUGGUUUCCUCGAGCAGCUCCCCGAGAAUCCGAUUUCCGACGCCGUUGUUCUUGCCGAUGGUAGCGACUUCACAAUUCUUAUCCUUGGGUUGAAUGAGGAAUGGGAGGGCGAAGGUCAUGAUCGUACCACAAUGUCCCUCCCUGGGACACAAGAUGAGCUUGCACAGUCUCUCCUCAGAUCAGUGGCCCAUCCCGAAAACAUUGUUAUCGUCAAUCAGUCAGGGUCACCCGUGGAGAUGUGCUGGGAACCUGAGGCAAAUACCAUAGUCCAGACGUGGUAUGGUGGUCAAGAGGCAGGUAACGCCCUCUGCGAUGUUCUCAUUGGUAGGGUGAACCCCUCAGGUCGGCUGCCCAUCAGCUGGCCUUUCAAAUACACCGACUUGCACUUCCACAAGAAUAAGCACACAUGGCCUGGUAUAGAUGGACAAGUAGUCUAUGCUGAAGAGACAUUUGUUGGAUAUCGCUGGUAUCUUCAUCAAGGGGUCAAACCGAGAUACUGGUUCGGCUAUGGUCUUGGAUACUCGACCUUCGAUAUCUCCGGCCUUGAAACAUCGGAGACUACUUCGGGGUGGGACUUUAUUGCAGAAGUGAGCAAUACAGGAAAUAUACCCGGUCGGGAGAUUGUUCAGCUGUACUCAACCAUCCUCGAUGGUGCUGGGGUCCGGGAGCUAAGAUCGUUUGAGAAGACACGCAUUUUGGCGGUGGGCGAAACACAGAAAGUGACCUUUAGUCUCGAGAAGAGGGACCUGGCUCACUGGAAUGGAAGAUGGAUUACAGAGAAAUGCGUCUAUCUCCUAGAGGUUGGAAAGAACGCCGGCGAUAAAAAUAUGCUGACAGCCCAGGUGAGAAUUGAUGAACGGAUAGAAUGGUGA